Molecule: messenger RNA, 2017 nt
Organism: Tribolium castaneum (red flour beetle)
Lineage: Eukaryota; Metazoa; Arthropoda; Insecta; Coleoptera; Tenebrionidae
Product: cytochrome P450 9e2
Exons: 4
Coding region: 419-1975 (518 amino acids)
Molecular function (GO): heme binding; monooxygenase activity; iron ion binding
Source: RefSeq, a predicted model, not a curated record
AAAAAUCAGUAUAUAAAACCUGGCUUUGCUUAAAUCCGACGUGAAAGUUGUCAAUUUUGCAUUUUAUUUAAUAAAACGCACUGCAAGAAUGAUGACUUUCGGAAAUUCACGCCAUUACCUUAGUUCAAAGGCCACCACAUUAUAUAAUUAAAUUUAAACAAAAUUGUCACGUGAAGAACUUGAAAUAACUGGUACGACAACAUUUUUACCCUAUUAUUACCUUGGGAAUUAAAAUAAAAUACAAUUUUUUAACCAUUCAGUCGUCAUAAUUUAUCACGAGUUUUGCAGUCACAUGAUUUAAUAAUGCGCACUGAAAAAUAGUAAAAUUAAAAUUGCAACAAGAAAUUUCACUAACACGGGUUCACUAAACUCGAAUCAAGGUGAAAGCAUCUCUCAACUCCUCAUUUUCCAUUCAACCAUGUUUGCAGUGUUGCUCCUAGUCUUUGUUUUCCUCGCAGUUAUUUAUUUUAAACUAGUUGUGCCGUUUUUCUACUGGCAAAAGCGCGAUAUUUUUUACGUUAAGCCGUGGACACGUUUCCGGAAGGUGUUUUUAGGGAAGGAAUCGUUUGCGGAAGCUGUGCGAGCCGCUUACGACGAACAUCCAGACAAAAGAUACUAUGGCAGUUAUCAGUUCCUCCAACCGUCACUUUUCGUCCGCGACUUGGACCUAAUCAAAGCCAUAACAGUCAAAGACUUUGAACAUUUUACAGACCACUCUGCUUUCACUAGCGAAAAAACGGACCCAAUUCUCGGUCUAAAUCUGUUCUCUUUAAAGGGCCAGAAAUGGCGAGAGAUGCGGUCGACGCUAAGUCCGGCUUUUACCGGAAGCAAAAUGCGAGCAAUGUUCACACUAAUUGCGCAAACUGCCGAAAGUUUCACUCAAUAUUUGCUAGGUCUUGGUCAAGGUGUUGUUGAAGUGGAGAUGAAAGACACUUGCACGAAAUUCACAAAUGAUGUGAUUGCCAAUUGCGCCUUUGGAAUUGAGUGCAACUCGUUGUUAAACCCAGAGAAUGAGUUUUAUAAAAUGGGCACUAUGGUGUCCAAACCUAGCCCUUGGAGGCUGUUCAAAAGCCUGCUUUAUGGGUUCUUUCCGAAAAUUUUUGAGUUUUUCCGAAUUCCAGCUCUGCCCCCAACCAUUUCCGACUUUUUCUUGCGAAUUAUCAAAGACGCGAUCAUUGUGAGAGAACAGCAAGGAAUCGUAAGACCUGACAUGAUCCACCUCCUGCUCGAGGCCCGCAAAGGGCGCUUAAAGCACGACAAAAUCGAGGCAAACGAACCAGGUUUUGCAACCGUCCAGGAAUCAACAAUCGGCCAAAACGAAAAGUCGCUUCAAAUCACUGACGAAUUAAUCACAGCCCAGGCCCUUGUUUUCUUCAUCGCCGGUUUCACCACCUCGUCCAGCUUGAUGAGUUUUCUGGCGUACGAACUUGUGGUGAAUCCCGAGAUACAGAAGAAAUUGCAAAAGGAAAUUGACUCAUUUCUGGACAGGGAAUUUUCAUACGAACAAGUCCUCCAGAUGAAGUACUUGGACCAAGUGGUGUCGGAAGCUCUACGGAAAUAUCCCCCAGGUUACGUCCUGAACCGGAUUUGUGUCAAGGACUAUGUCAUUAAACCAAAACAGGAGAGGGAAAAAGUGGCGGUUAUUGAAAAAGGUUGUUUGGUGGCGAUUCCGGUCAUUGCGUUACAUUACAGUCCGGAGUUUUUCCCCGAUCCGGAAAAAUUCAACCCGGAGCGGUUCAGUGACGAAAAUAAGGGCAAAAUCUUGCCAGGGUCUUACAUCCCCUUUGGGUUAGGGCCACGAAAUUGCAUAGGAUCACGUUUCGCUCUUUUGGAAAUCAAGGUUUUGCUAGUCAAACUUUUGGCAAAGUUUGACUUGGUUCCAGUGGACAAGACAGUGAUUCCGCUCAAGUUUGCCAAAACUUUGGGGUUGGACGCGAAAGGGGGAAUUUGGGUUGGGUUGAAGAAACGAACAUAAUUGUAGUUGUAUUUUUUAUUUUAAUAAAUAGCUUAGACUUUU